Molecule: messenger RNA, 1724 nt
Organism: Etheostoma cragini (Arkansas darter)
Lineage: Eukaryota; Metazoa; Chordata; Actinopteri; Perciformes; Percidae
Gene: socs3b
Product: suppressor of cytokine signaling 3b
Exons: 3
Coding region: 490-1170 (226 amino acids)
Biological process (GO): phosphatidylinositol phosphate biosynthetic process; intracellular signal transduction
Cellular component (GO): phosphatidylinositol 3-kinase complex
Molecular function (GO): 1-phosphatidylinositol-3-kinase regulator activity
Source: RefSeq, a predicted model, not a curated record
UGAACGGAGGAGGUGGAGUCUUACGAACAUCGGCUUAACUCACUGGAAACAACCUCCGGUAACCUUCCUCCACACACAGACGCGGUCUUUACGGCAGAUAUCGCCGCCACCACAUUCCUCCGCUCACGAUAGAACCCCACACACGUUUUGGAUCCUCUUUUUGGAUUUUAAUGCCUGAGUUAAUAAUUAAUUUAGCACUACUCUCGGGUAGUUUGCAUAUAUUUUCCUUUGGCGACGAGUGGCUGCGGUGCGGGGCUGAACAUAUCCGCAAGCUGUGUUUAGGUGCUCUCUCCCAGCCCCUCUCUGGAUGCGUCAGACUCCUCUGCCCCGGGGACCUGGACCCGGUGUGUGACCCCGCCACCCUCACCCCAUUCCCCCUCUCUUUCCUUUCCCUCUGCCCUAAACUCCCUUCCACCUGUUCACCCCAGCACUCCUGUUCUGGGCCCCCUGCCUCUCAACCAACGGGCAGAGGCAGGGGGCCAUGGCGCAAUGGUAGCCUUCAACGGUCCCAACCUCCUCGCCAUGAGCAGCGUGACCCCUCCGGAGGGCAGGGUUCAGGGGUCAAACUUUACCCCACACCACUACAAGCCCUUCAGCUCGCAUGCACACUACCAGCAGGUGAUGCAUGCAUUGCGCAAGUUAAAGGAGAGUGGGUUUUACUGGGGGGCUGUGGGGGGCCGGGAGGCCAGCUCCCUGCUGCGCUCUGAACCGCCAGGCACCUUCCUAAUCCGCGAUUCCUCAGACCACCACCACUUCUUUACCCUCUCUGUCCAGACGGCUCGAGGAACCAAAAACCUGCGCAUCCACAGUGAGGGAGGCGGCUUCUUCUUACAGCCAGACCCCCAAAACACCCAAGAGACCCCACAGUUUGAUUGCGUGCUGAAACUCAUAACGCACUACAUGGGGAAAGGGACAGAUGUUAGAAGGAGCAGAGAAGGGGCAUGUGGGGGCAAUUCAAGAGAGGCAGAAAAGAAGGGGUGCAACGUAUAUCUAAUCCACACCGGCGGAGAGAGGAUUCCCUUGGAACUGCACCGGCCCCUCUCAAGUUCUCUCUCAUCCCUGCAGCACAUUUGCAGACGGACCCUGAACAAUCUGGGGGGGUCCGAGCAAACCGAGCAGCUCCCACACACAAUUAGAGACUUCCUGGAGGAGUACGACGCUCCAAUAUGACUGACAGGAACUGCAAAGGUUCCGCUACACGGACCAGGGGCCUGGUGGACUGCAGACCAGUUCUCAGCGCAUACGUGAAUAUGUGCCCUAUCAAAUACUGACCAGAGUUAGCCUCAGAUGCCAAUGUGCGUUCAGUUUAUAAUUGUGACCCAGAUCUGCUUCAACACUGACGGACACCACCUACCUAGGGUCUCCCACUGACCUGGGGUCUGGGAUGAGGAGUGUGAUUUAGGUAGCCAAUGAUUACCUCGUCCGUCCUGCCUUGUAAAAAAAUGACCACUAAUGUGAGUGGCAAAUAAAGCCAGAGGUCAAAGGUCAAUGUUUCCUAUGACUGAUUCAGACGCAGAGCAGAGCCUCGUAGAAGAUUAACCUGAUUGGUCGAUAAUAACGAUGACAGUGACGACAUGAUCAAUAGGCCACCAUUGAUCCCUGUGGUUCUAAUGUGCUCAAGAAGAAACCUCUCCCUCUGUCAGCAUGACAUUUACAACUCUUUGGAUCACAGGACAGAAAGAAAGACAACAAAGAACAGAGGGGGUGAAUGAAGGAGGCGUUAC